Cadophora gregata is the source of this 1314-nucleotide messenger RNA. RefSeq lists its product as uncharacterized. The record is from RefSeq and is a predicted model, not a curated record. The transcript has a single exon. The coding region runs from base 1 to 1314 and encodes 437 amino acids. NCBI's taxonomy places the organism in Eukaryota, Fungi, Ascomycota, Leotiomycetes, Helotiales, Ploettnerulaceae.
AUGUAUAGACGUCCCCGGAAGCUCGUCUUCAGACAGUUCGCAAUGGCUUCCAACUCUACUUCAAGUACGGAUACCGGUGUGCCUCAGUCGACGCCUACCCAGGCGCCGCCGUCUUCGGCCACGAGCUUAGAACCUCAAUCGUCGUCGAGUCCAAUUGCUAACAGCAGUCCAACUUCAGUCCCUACUACGGAGCCGCCGACGACUUCCUCUAUAAUACUCCCUACAACUAGUUCAUCCAUCCCGACCACAUCCUCGUCAAUAGAAACCACUUCCUCAACCACAUCAUCGAGCAUUCCCACGACCAGCUCAGCACCACCUACUACCUCUUCUGCCGCUCCUACAACCCCAACAACGACAAGCCCAUCUCUCGCGCCGACGUCAUUUACCAUUACAUCAACAAAUUCCCAGGGUGUAACGGUGACAGUCAUCCAGACAUCUACCCAAACUCCACCCCAAAAUACACGAACUAGCUCGUCAACGUCAUCUGCGGCAUCUUCGGCUAAAACUGCGGGACUGCAAGAUCCGGGAUCGAGUAGUAAAAGUAGUGGUCUAAGUAACUCGGGAACAAUCGCUGUCGCUGUUGUUGUGCCUAUUGUCGCAGUUGCUAUUCUCAUUGUUGCUGGUCUUUUCUUCUGGAGGAAACGCAAGGCACGUAAGGAUGCGGAAGAGUUACGGAGGAAGGAGGUCGAGGAGUACGGCUACAACCCAAACAACGACCCGACUCUACCUGCUGUUGGCGGCGUAGGAUCUUCUGGUCACGAUGGUUCGUAUGAAAUGCGUGAAGACGGAUCAUCUGGAUAUCGCGGUUGGGGAACUACAGCCGUUGCUUCUUCUGGAAGAAAGGCAUCGACAACAGUAUCUGGUGGACAAUCUGCUGGUGGUAUUGGUAUGGCAUACUCGGAAGGUACAUCGCCUACACAUGGCCCAGUUUCUGACACCAGGUCAGAUAAUCCUCUGAUGGACGGACGAGCAACAUCACCCGAAGCCGAAGCAUUAGGGGCCAUGGGACCAGCUGCAUCAUCCAACAGAAAUGGAGAUAUUAAUCGUGGGCCUUCAAAUGCGUCCUCAUCAUACAGCGCCGCUGCUCGAUCGGACGGCUCUGGAGAUGUGAUGGCUGGCGGUGGUCAAUACUAUAACAACCAGUACGACACCGGCAACCCCUACAGCGGCGAAACACAAUAUGGAAGCCCACCAGGACGGGCAGAAAUGCCUGCCCAGCCUGUCAUCCGAGAUGUGCAAGCUCGGCGCAACACCCGGAUAGAAAAUCCAUCACACUUCCCACAACAAAGUGCCGGUAUCUCACAGAACUUCUAA